CCCAGUGUCAACAAGCAGACCAGUGGAUGAAGCUUGGUCCCAGAUACACAGAGACGCACACCUGUCAACUGUGAGUGGAACCCCCAAAGAGCGGGCAUUGAAAUAUUACUGGAUAGCAGAGACGCCCAAACAUACCUGGGAGAUAGAGAGAUUAGAAAAUGGACUUCCUCCUCAAUUUCCUGUUCAGCCCACUGCCCACCUCAGCCAUUGUCUUCUUGUUUGCUCUGAUGGGGGCUGUAUUGGCAUACCUAAACACCAGGCCAAAACCACUCACCAUACAUGCUGACCUCAACUGUCAGACUGUAGGAGUCAAGGAUGGCGCAAGGAAGAGUGUCCUGCAGGAAGAUGACAACCUGGUGUCGUAUUACAAUGAUGACGCCAGAACACUGUACGAAGUCUUUCAGAGGGGACUACAAGUGUCAGGUAAUGGACCAUGUCUAGGCUACAGGAAAACAGGGAAACCAUAUCAGUGGCUAAAAUACAAACAGGUGUCGGACAGAGCUAAGCACCUUGGGUCAGGACUAAUCCACAGAGGCCUAAAGCCAAAACCUGAUACCUUCAUUGGUAUUUUUGCUCAGAACAGACCAGAGUGGAUUAUCAGUGAGCAGGCCUGCUACACCUAUUCCAUGGUGGUGGUGCCCCUGUAUGACACCCUGGGACCUGAGUCACUGACGUUCAUUAUUAAGAGAGCGGAUAUCUCCACAGUGCUGUGUGACAAACAGAACAAAGCUGAGAUAUUGCUGGAAAACUGUGAAAAAGGGGAGACACCAGGGCUUAAAACCAUCAUUCUCAUGGAUGCCUUCGAUACUGAGCUGAUUGCCCGGGGCAAAAAGUGUAAUGUGGACAUCCUGUCCCUGCAAGAAGUGGAGGUGCUGGGGAAAAGCAAUCUACACCAACCAGUUCCACCAAAGCCAGAGGACCUCAGCAUAAUAUGUUUCACCAGUGGAACUACAGGUGACCCAAAAGGAGCCAUGCUUACUCAUGAGAAUGUGGUCGCUGAUGCAGCUGGUGUGAUAAAAACCUUUGAGAGUUCCGUGGUUCCCAAUAUCCAGGAUGUGUCCAUCUCCUUCCUGCCACUGGCACACAUGUUUGAGAGGGUUGUACAGACAGUGAUAUACGGGGCUGGGGGCAAGGUUGGAUUCUUUCAGGGAGACAUCAAACUUCUACCAGAUGACAUGAAGAAUCUGAAACCGACAAUUUUCCCUGUGGUGCCGCGACUUCUGAACCGUGUGUAUGACAAAGUCCUAAGUGGAGCCCAAACCCCCUUCAAGAAGUGGCUGUUGAAUUUAGCAAUUGACAGGAAAUAUGCUGAAGUGAAACAGGGAAUCGUCAGAAAAGACAGUAUAUGGGACAAGCUCAUCUUCCACAAAGUUCAGGAGUCGCUGGGGGGACGAGUACGAGUGAUGGUGACAGGGGCAGCACCCAUUUCUCCCGCUGUUCUCAAUUUCCUUCGGGCUUCUCUGGGUUGUCAGAUUUUUGAAGCAUAUGGCCAAACAGAGUGUACUGCCGCCUGCUCCUUCACCAUGCCGGGAGAUGUCACCCCUGGACAUGUUGGAGCUCCUGUAACGUGUAAUAUUGUAAAACUGGUCGACGUUGAGGAGAUGAACUACUUUUCUUCCAAUGGCGAAGGAGAGGUUUGCAUCAAGGGUAAAAAUGUGUUUGUAGGCUAUCUGAAAGACCCAGAGAAGACAGCAGAGGCCUUGGACAAAGAUGGCUGGCUACACACUGGAGAUAUUGGCAAAUGGCUACCGAGUGGAGUCCUAAAGAUCAUUGACCGAAAAAAGAACAUCUUCAAGCUGGCUCAGGGAGAGUACAUUGCCCCUGAGAAGAUAGAAAACGUCUACAUACGCAGUGCACCAGUAGCCCAGGUGUUUGUCCACGGAGACAGUCUUCAGGCCAGCUUGGUAGCCAUUGUGGUUCCUGAUGCAGAAGUUAUGCCCAGUUUUGCUGCCAAGCUAGGAGUCCAGGGGUCUAUGGAGGAGCUGUGCAAAAGUCAAGCAAUUAAAAAGGCCAUUCUUUCUGACAUGGUCAAGCUGGGUCGGGAAGCAGGGCUGAAAUCUUUCGAGCAGGUGAAAGACUUGUAUUUGCACCCAGAGCAGUUCACCAUAGAGAAUGGCCUUCUCACUCCUACUUUGAAGGCAAAGAGAGCCGAACUGAAGAUGCUUUUCCAGCUGCAGAUUGACAGCCUCUAUACUAACUUGCAGUGACUGGUCUUGAGGGGGUCACUCCUGUUUCACUUUGGGGAUAUCUUAUUCGACAGUUCUGUGAAUAAAUACAUUUUACUGUAACUAUUUGGAAAUUACAUUGGGAAAAUUAAAAUUACAAAGUAAUAACAUUUGUUUAUUUUGGAUUAAAAAAGCACCAACACUAUCAGAGUAACUGUAGUUACCACAUAACAGUUUGUGAUACUAUCAAAUAAUAUGUAACCAAUUUGAUUGUUUCAAAAUGAUAUUCACAUGACUGUGGAAUUAUGUUCAGUUUUUUUCAUUAGUCGAUGAUAUAACUGUGCACUGUAUACUCCUGAAAGACAGGUUGUACACCUCUAGAAAUAGAUUUCCUAGAAAGAGAAUGUUUCUAUGAGUCUUUCAAUUAGCCAUUUACCAACAAUAAAUUUCAAGUUUAACUGAUAA
This is a messenger RNA of Esox lucius (northern pike), 2630 nucleotides long. It is a transcript of the gene acsl5, whose product is annotated as acyl-CoA synthetase long chain family member 5. NCBI's taxonomy places the organism in Eukaryota, Metazoa, Chordata, Actinopteri, Esociformes, Esocidae. The transcript is spliced from 21 exons. Gene Ontology annotation, molecular function: arachidonate-CoA ligase activity. Gene Ontology annotation, biological process: long-chain fatty acid metabolic process. Bases 159 to 2207 code for a protein of 682 amino acids. The record is from RefSeq and is a predicted model, not a curated record. Gene Ontology annotation, cellular component: membrane; endoplasmic reticulum; mitochondrion.